CUAAGGUUGUCACCUUGUGACUCCUGGGAUCCGCCACCAGCUCCACCAACCAAUCCGAACAAAGAACGCGGGUAAUCUAACGAAAAUUACUGGUAUUCAUUGGUAUGAUUCCAAGCAGGAAAGCGCGAUCGGGCCAAUCAGAGCCCCACUCCCAGCCACAUCACCCGCCCAACCUCCCCUUUUACGGCCGGCCCCACCCGUUUUCGCCACCCAAUCAGUGCGCGCAUAGCUUAUCGAUAAGCCGAGAUCCUCCAGCUCCCAGAACUAUGCCCGUCCUCCCUCCCUUUCUCCCCUCCCUGCACUCUUUUCUGCAAAACAACUUCACGCGAAACGAACUGGUCUCUCGUUACUAUUACUGCUCUACCUUGCUGCUCCACAUUUGAAAAACAAAACCAUCCAACCAACGCUCAUCUGUCCUUCGUUACUCUCCUUCACGCUCUCUGUCAAUCCACCCCUACCGAAC
Molecule: messenger RNA, 463 nt
Organism: Aspergillus piperis CBS 112811
Lineage: Eukaryota; Fungi; Ascomycota; Eurotiomycetes; Eurotiales; Aspergillaceae
Exons: 1
Coding region: 105-383 (92 amino acids)
Source: RefSeq, a predicted model, not a curated record